This is a messenger RNA of Saprolegnia parasitica CBS 223.65, 1047 nucleotides long. RefSeq lists its product as hypothetical. Bases 17 to 919 code for a protein of 300 amino acids. NCBI's taxonomy places the organism in Eukaryota, Oomycota, Saprolegniomycetes, Saprolegniales, Saprolegniaceae. The transcript has 8 exons. Gene Ontology annotation, molecular function: hydrolase activity, acting on carbon-nitrogen (but not peptide) bonds, in linear amides. The record is from RefSeq and is a predicted model, not a curated record.
UCGCCACACGCGAGCUAUGAGCAUCAUUGGGAGCGCGUCCGGCGGCUACGACCUCCGCACGGUCACCGUGGCGGCCACGCAGAUGAGCUGCCGCAACCAGGACGAGAACAUCAAGAAGGCCGAAAGCCUCGUGCGGAUCGCGCACGGUCGCGGCGCGCAGAUCGUGCUGCUGCAGGAGCUCUUCCAGCACACGUACUUUCCCAUGGACCUCUCGAGCCAGAACUUCCAGCUCGCUGAGACGCUUGAGGGCAGCGGCAUUGUCCGCGGCAUGCAGGUGCUCGCCAAGGAGCUGCGUGUCGUUCUGCCGAUUAGCUUUUUCGAGCGGUACCAAAACUCGUACUACAACUCGGUCGCGGUCAUCGACGCCGAUGGCUCGGUGCUUGGCGUCGUCCGGAAGGCCCACAUCUCGGAUCGCCUUGGCUACAACGACAAGUAUUAUUUCGCGCCCUCGGACGUUCCGAGCGCCGUCUUCAAGACGCGCUACGCCACGAUCGGCGUUGGCAUCGGCUCGGACCAGUGGUACCCGGAAGCCGCGCGUCUUAUGGCGAUCAAGGGCGCCGAGAUCAUUCUGUAUCCCAGCGCGCUCGGGAGCAACCAAUUCGACCCGAGCUUUGACCCGCGCGACCAGUGGCAGCGUGUCAUGCAGGGCCACGCGGCCGCCAACAUGGUGCCCAUCGUCGCCUCCAACCGGGUUGGCACGGAGCAGAGCGAUGGCAUCCAGGUGACGUUCUGCGGCUCGUCCUUCAUCACGGGCCAGACCGGCGAGCUUCUCAAGAUUGCAGACCGCGAAUCCGAAGGCGUCCUCGUCGAGGUCUUUCACUUGGAAAAGAUGCACAUUCGCCGCGCGAGCUGGGGUCUCCUUCGCGACCGCCGCCCGGCCUUGUACAGCCAGCUCGCGACACGCGACGGUGGCCAGUAAGCUACGAUGUACGUACUAAAGUACAUCACGAGGCCUUAGAGCGGAGUCGGUGCGACGAGAGUUCGUCGAGCAAUAGCCUGACGACGUCCGUGGCUUCCUCUCGUUGAAUGCAAGUGUGUGUCUCGUCU